Molecule: messenger RNA, 366 nt
Organism: Linum trigynum
Lineage: Eukaryota; Viridiplantae; Streptophyta; Magnoliopsida; Malpighiales; Linaceae
Source: the annotation of a GenBank genome assembly
AUGGGGAAGACGAAGGCAAGCUUCAUCGCCGGCGACGAGGGAAGAGGAAGGCAUCGUCUGGCAAGGGUGAAAGGGCGAAAGGCAGAGUCGGAGAGGGAAGUGGGAUUGUGGUUGUGGGAGUGGGAAGGGUGGAAGGAGGCGUCGUCGGAAGGAGGUCGGAAGGCGAGGCGGCAGUCGGCAGAUGGCGAUGGUUGCGGCUCUCCAAGAAUCUCGGCGUUGACUGCUGAGACGAUGGACACGAGAAGAGAAGUGAGCAUUAGGGUUUUUUUUACCCUUCGAUUCGUUUUAGUCGACCCCCCUUUGGCAGUUUGGCUUGUGCGCUGCGUUUUUGCCCCUCUCCCACACGGUAUCCGGUUAAUCGGAUAA